This is a messenger RNA of Ostrea edulis (European flat oyster), 1638 nucleotides long. Its product is annotated as multiple epidermal growth factor-like domains protein 10. Gene Ontology annotation, molecular function: scavenger receptor activity. Lineage: Eukaryota; Metazoa; Mollusca; Bivalvia; Ostreida; Ostreidae. The transcript is spliced from 6 exons. Bases 258 to 1034 code for a protein of 258 amino acids. The record is from RefSeq and is a predicted model, not a curated record.
GGUUUCAGAUAUUAAUGGGUCUUUACAGAUUGAUAGAUUCGGCAUAUUGAGCAAUCAUAAUAAUAAAAAAGCCGGGUAUUUUAACAGCGUAACGUUUAUUUAUAAGUUAGUGCCAAGUGGAUCUUCAGGGAAAGACAAUAUCGAGUUUUGCAUCGAAAAUUUCUAUGGUUGUUAAUGAACGUAAAUGUUACAAAAAUAGUUAAAUGUAGUAAUCUACAACCAUUGUCAACAAUUUUUCAGUCAGUGAUACGGAAAUCAUGGAUUUGGCAAUUUACAACUUCGUUUUUGCUUUGUUGCUUUGUGUGAAGUGCACUUGUGCCUGCAGUAGGGGAUGGUAUGGCGAUGAUUGUAAGUGGAAAUGUCCACCUAACUGCUGGGGAAACGUGUGUGACGUCACACAAGGAACGUGUUCCAACUGUACGGACGGAUGGACAGGGCAUUACUGCGACCAGUCAUGUUCCUUGGGUACGUUUGGUAAAAACUGUGGACAGGUGUGUAAAGGUCACUGUAAAGGCGGCUGUAAUCGCGUGACUGGGAAAUGUGACAAAGGUUGUGAGGACGGCUGGUACACAGAAAACUGCACCAUUGUCUGUCCCCAAGGAUCAUAUGGAACUUUGUGUAAACACGAAUGUGGUCACUGCAAAAGUGGUGUAAGGUGUCAUCACGUGACUGGAGACUGCGGCAACGGAUGUGAACCUGGAUACACAGGUCAAACCUGUGCCAACGUAUGCCCAUAUGGUUACUACGGCGAGAAGUGUGAGAAAUUCUGUGGGGCGGAUUCCAGGUGCAAUCCAGUGACAGGCGAAUGCUGUGGUUGUACUGAAUUACUGAAACAAGUUAAAGAGGGAGGUGAAGAAGUGGACGAAAUGGAUGGUACUAUAAUUGGACUGGGAGUAUCUCUGGGUUUUGCACUUCUUCUCUGCUGCCCUCUGGGUCUCUGGUGCAGCAUUUACAUGUGUCCGAAGAGGAAAAAGAACAACUCUCAUGAAAUUCAUAGAUAUCAGAUCAGAAAUGGGAAAUUUGUAACAAAUUAGAUGUUAUCUAAUUGUGCAGUGACGUGUGAUUAAACAUUCAAAUUUCUAAUGUAUUUCACUUUUAUUUAAUUCAUGUUUUCUUUUUCCUACACUGUACAAUUUAUUUGUUCAUUUUUUAUUUUGUAAUCAUAAGAUAUUUCAAAGAAAAUGUCUGUCUAGAGCACUGCUAAAAGAUCUUCGGUGUCAUCUAUGAAAUGUCCACAAUUGAACAGAAAAUGCAGCUUUUGUGUCAAUUUGUUUAUGCAAACGAAAUAUGUCAUCAAUGAACAAGACUUAUUUUUGAUUAUAUCGUCUGUGAAGCAUAUUUAUUGGGCUUGCUUUCUCUGUCAUGUGUGCGCCCGUCCAUCUCUCACACCCUAGACUUUUGUGUCAUGAUAAUACACACCACAAUCAAUGACAUCAUGAUAUUACAAGCGACACAUGUGCUUCUUGAUACAUCCGGGGUUGAAUGUUUUAGGUUACAUUUAUAGGCAUACAAUAUUGAUCUCUACAUUUAUAUUCACAGAUAAUAAAGAAAGAUAAUGUGCCCUUCCUAUACUGUACUCUACCGUUGUUAAUAUUGUAUGUAAAAAGGUUUGCAUUAAUACAUGUUUGGAUACCACUA